This is a messenger RNA of Culex pipiens pallens (northern house mosquito), 511 nucleotides long. RefSeq names its product sperm flagellar protein 1-like. Gene Ontology annotation, molecular function: microtubule binding. The transcript has 2 exons. Gene Ontology annotation, biological process: regulation of cytoskeleton organization. Bases 77 to 463 code for a protein of 128 amino acids. Lineage: Eukaryota; Metazoa; Arthropoda; Insecta; Diptera; Culicidae. Gene Ontology annotation, cellular component: axoneme. The record is from RefSeq and is a predicted model, not a curated record.
GUUCGGUUAACUCCACAAACACAGCAUGCAGAGAGUUCCAGAAUGACAUUCGUUACACAAUAAACAAUAACAAAAAAUGUCAAACUUACCAUAUCCGGUGCUUAGUCCGGAGGAGAAAGAUACUGUACUGCAGUGGGUUCGCAAAUUCAAACUGUCCAGCCCGAUAAAGAAGCUCAGUCGGGACUUGUCCGAUGGAGUCCUGGUCGCCGAAAUUGUCCACCAGCUGUUUCCACGUCUGGUUGAUCUACACAACUACACGCGCGGAUUCUCGAUCGCCCGUAAGCUGGACAACUGGGAAACGCUCAACAGGAAGGUCUUCAAGAAGCUGGAACUGGGAUUAACGACAGAGGUCAUUCAUGCUAUCGCAAGUGGACAACCGGGGGCAGUUGAUGUGGUUCUUUUGGAGAUCCUGAUGCGAGUUGAUACGGCCGCAGAAGUAAGGGAGUUGGAUAUGGCGUCUUGAGUGAUGAGAUUUGUUUUAGUUUGAAUAAUAGUUGUUUUUAUAUUUUAA